Messenger RNA from Talaromyces marneffei, 933 nucleotides. RefSeq lists its product as uncharacterized. The transcript has a single exon. The coding region runs from base 1 to 933 and encodes 310 amino acids. NCBI's taxonomy places the organism in Eukaryota, Fungi, Ascomycota, Eurotiomycetes, Eurotiales, Trichocomaceae. Gene Ontology annotation, molecular function: enzyme regulator activity; glutamate-cysteine ligase catalytic subunit binding. Gene Ontology annotation, cellular component: glutamate-cysteine ligase complex. The record is from RefSeq and is a predicted model, not a curated record. Gene Ontology annotation, biological process: glutathione biosynthetic process.
AUGACCACCGGCCCCUCGGUGGUCCGCUUCCAGGCCGAAAAAUCAAACGUCGAAUUGAUCAACUCUCUCAAAUCCAAUUUUCAAGCCGCGCAGCAACCCUUGUCGCUGCAGGACGCGCAAUCCAACGGGGCGAGCAGCACAUCAUGGACGAAACAAGAGGGCGAUACACUUUACGUCCCCGCGAUUGACUUUGCGCUCUCCGGACUGUCAGAGGAACGGGAUCAGUACGAUAUAACUGUCAAAUUAUUCUACCUCCCUGGAAUCCCCGCGUCGCGAAGACAGGCACAUACACGAGAUGCAAUUGAUUUAGUUCUCAAGGAAUUACACGUUGAAUCUAUCGAUCUAUUGAUUGUAUCAUUCCCAGGGGUAUCAUUCGACGCGGAGGAUGAAGAAACAGAAGCAGAUGACGAAGGUUCAAGAACAGGCAGUGAAAGCAAAGCAGGAAGUGACAGUACAGAACAGGCAGAUGAUUUUGAGAGCAUGGUGAAGACAUGGCAUGCCCUUGAGACUCUGGCAGAAAGUGGCAAGAUUGCGCAGCUCGGUGUUGCGGAGUUUGGAACUGAGCGACUGGCUAGAUUCAUUCAGCAAACGACGAUCAGGCCAUCGGUCGAUCAGAUAAAUGUCAAGGAUUGCUGCGUUGUUCCGAAAUCGCUUAUUCUUUAUGCCAAGCAGGAGAAGAUUCGACUUCUCACGCACAACGACUGCACCAAUAUCUUGCCCCCUGGUACGACUCGAGAAUUGUUAGGGUCGGGCAAGGACAGUGCUGGGGUUCUGGCAUCCACACCCGGCGCUUUGGAUUUGCAGGGAGAAAUUGAGCCCCAGUGGGUGGUCAAGUACACAGCAGUGGUGAAAGACCGAGGCGUGAUUGAGAAUAAAGGGUACUUUGCACUUGCAGAAGUUGGAAGCUGUAUUCGGACAGAUGACCGAUCAUGA